Molecule: messenger RNA, 2088 nt
Organism: Sodiomyces alkalinus F11
Lineage: Eukaryota; Fungi; Ascomycota; Sordariomycetes; Glomerellales; Plectosphaerellaceae
Exons: 13
Coding region: 1-2088 (695 amino acids)
Source: RefSeq, a predicted model, not a curated record
AUGAUCGACAUCGACGAGACGAUCCAAGCCCUCGCAGACGGGCAGUUUACCCACCUUGUCAUCCAAAUAUGUCGACCCUUGAUUUCAGGAACAGUCAUGACCGAAGAAUCAAGAGCGGCCGAAGACAGAUUCGUUGAAAGUGAUACUUCCGCGGCGCCACUCCCCGGUUCCGGUAUGCUGCCAGUCGCACCAGACAGGCCUCCACGGUGGUAUAAUUGUCAGAUAUAUGACGUGCUGGAUUCAUGUCUGGUCAACUGCAUGCAGUACACAGCUAAGACCGGUCAGCAAGUCACAAGCCAUUUCAAACCGUUCCUCACCGGCAUCGGCUCUUGCUCGGAGCUGGUCCGAUUUCUUUCUCCCUUCGUUGAUCCCGACACCGCAACUCGCCUCGUUGACUCCAUUAUCGGACUAUCUGCCCUCAACGGCACUGUCUGGCCCAAGUCACCGAUUAAUACUUCAUUGGCGGCAACCAUGGACGAAGCAUACAAGCAGCACCACAGUCGCAGAAAGAACCGCUCUAGCACCAGCCUCAAUCAUCUAACCCUCGCCCCGCUUACUCCCAAGCUACCCUUCAGCGACGACGCCGAGUUCUCUUACGUGCCCCCCGUCCGCAGCACCUCGUACAUCCAGGGCAAGUCCGCCCCGACAACCCCCAGCAUCCUCGCCCGUCCACCGACCUUCCCCUCGACCUCCCGCUCCCGCUCACGUUCAUCGCGGCGCGCUUCCAUAACGGACGCCCAGCUCCCCAAGAGCAAGUCGGCCUGCCACCUUGCCGUUGCCGACCACCACCAUGACGCGUCCUCCAGCUCUACCCGACGGAAAGCCGUUUCCGGCGCCACGACCCCGACCCGCCGUGCUCGCAACGACGGCAACGGUAUCCCGCGCGACGACGACGACUGGCUCCUCCGCGCCGGUAUCGUGCUGAGCGCCGAGGCAAGGGAAUACAAGGGCCAGAUGUGGCUCACCUCGCGCGAGAGCUCGACGAGUCUCGUCGCCCUGCGCGAUGACGAGGCCGACGAGGCGGUUCUGGAGAGGGAGCUCGCGCGGGACCGCGACCUGAUGACCCGGAGGAGCAGCGUGGUGGAUCUCGUCGAAGGGGUGGUGGAUGGCGGUCGCUCGACGCGUGGGAGCCGGCAUGGGAGCCGGCCCGCCAGCCGGGUCGCCUCCCGCGGUCGGGGGAUGGUGUCUCUCGAGGGCCAAAGUCUGGACGAGGCUUACUUCGACCGUGAUCAGGCACUCGGAGACGAAUAUGACCAGGGCCCUGAUUUCGUCAAUCCCGAGGACCGGUUGGAGGCCAUGGGACAGGACCCCGACAAGGACGACGAGGCGACCGUGCGAAAGCUCGUCAAGGCGGAGGGCGCCGGCCGCAGCUUGUGGUUCGGGUUGUCCUUGUUCUCGGUGGAAGAAAACCCGGAAGAUUCCGACACGAGUGACGAUGACGACGCUGAAGGGGAGGUGGAUGAACGACGCGACGCCUGGACGAGCACCUCAUCUCGGCACUUUGAGGGCGUGACAAAUUCUCCCAAAGAACUGAUCCCGCCCCCCGAUCCCAACCAGGGAGGAUGGCACGAUGCCGCCUGGCUGUUGAGCGUGGCUUGCAAAUCCCGUCUUUCGACAGCUACAACGCCCAUCGACGCCUUUCCCAUAGACAUUCUGGCCGGCCUCUACCUCCGAGCAAGGGACUUGCGAGCCCGGGAUCCGGACUCGGGCCGGGCCGACAAACCCAAGUUCAUCACCAGGUGUUGGGGAACGAGGGUCAGCGUGCCCGUCAUCACUCCGUACGGCCAAAACUCAGGUCAUACAAGCAAGGAAUGUGGGCUUGGAGCAAACCGCCAACGGGGCAUUUCCUUUUGGAUGCUUCUAGACCACAGAUCAACACUGCAUGACAUUUUGAGUUCGCUCCAACCUAAGGAGAAGGGGCCACUCAAUGUGUAUGGAUGGAAUCCGGGUUUGCGGCUGCACGUGGGAUCAGCAUUAUGUCGACAGAAAUAUUCUGUCCUGGCUCUGGUCAGGCCAAAAUCCUCUGUUCGAGCUCUGACCUAUCUCCACCGCCCCCCUCCCUUCCCUCCUCUCCCCGUCAAGAUGUGA